Rhodamnia argentea is the source of this 1516-nucleotide messenger RNA. RefSeq lists its product as uncharacterized. NCBI's taxonomy places the organism in Eukaryota, Viridiplantae, Streptophyta, Magnoliopsida, Myrtales, Myrtaceae. The record is from RefSeq and is a predicted model, not a curated record. The transcript has a single exon. Bases 143 to 1303 code for a protein of 386 amino acids.
CUAUUUCAGAGAACCCAUCUUGGGUUUUCUUUGUUUUUCCUGUUCAGUCUAUUCCUCUCUCUCUGUGAAUUGAGAUUUCAGCUUGCUGAAUUUUUGUGUUUUUUGUGUUCUUUCUUUUGGGGGGUGGGGGGGUUUUCAAGCAAUGAAGGGAGUGAAGGGAAAGCUAUUGAAGAAGCUCAAGACGAUCAAGCCCAUCGGGUAUCUGAAGCAGGACAGGAUUCUUCAUCUGAACGCUGCAGAUGGGUACGUCGAGACAUUCUUGAAGAAUCCGAUCAUGAAGGCUCAAACCAUGUUGUUUCCGAAAGAUAAUCCCGAUCGGAGCCACAACUAUCAGGGCAGUGUCCGGGAGGCGCAAGAACCGGAGGUUAUUGACGUCACGGAGCUGAUGAAGGAUCUUGAAGAUGCCGAAAUUGGGUUUGAUGACGAUUUGGAGAACAAGGAGAACAUUGGUCCGAAUGUCAAUGUGGAAAGCGCACUUCUUGGCAAAGAGAACUGUGAGAAUAUGCUUAUGAAGUCAGAGCUGGAAUCGUCUCCAGAUGAGGCUUCGAGAUUGUCUCAAACAGAGGAGCUACCCAGAAACAGCUUGAAGACCCCGUUAUCAGAAAUUGAUGUUUCGAAUUUUAGGCGGCCAGAUUUGAAUUCGUCGAGUCUUUUCGAUCCUAACCUGCUCGUGGCAUUUGAGCAAGCGGUGAAGGAGCAGAUCAGGAUCAGCCAAGAAGUGAUGAGACCCAGAAUUGAGGCAGAGCCAGAUGAUUUAGGGAAAAGUUCUGACGAGCCCCCUUCCAAAACUCGUCGAAUCGAGGAGGACAAUGAGGAUGCUGAUCCACUGUUGGCAUUUGAAGAGAAGUGCCCACCUGGAGGCUGCGAUUCGGUAAUCUUCUACACAACCAGCCUUAGAGGCAUAAGAAAGACAUUUGAAGACUGCGGCAAGAUUCGUUUUCUUCUGAACAGCUUCCGCAUCCUGUACCACGAGAGAGACGUGUCGAUGCACACCGAGUUUAAGGAAGAAUUGUGGGACAUCUUGGGCGGGAAGGCGGUUCCACCGAGGGUGUUCAUUAAGGGGAGGUACAUCGGUGGAGCUGAACGUGUGUUGGGGUUGCAUGAGCAAGGAAAGCUCAAGAAGCUUCUUGAGGGAGUCCCAAUUGAUAGGUCUACUGGUCCAUGUGAAGGCUGCGGUGGUAUGAAAUUCGUGGUGUGUUUCAAAUGCAAUGGCAGCCACAAGCUCGUUGGCGAAGACUCGUCGGCGACUGAAUGCUUGGAGUGCAACGAGAAUGGCUUGAUUAUUUGCCCACUUUGCUGUUGAGAGAAUUCAUCUCAGUUUCUGAUCAUUCUUUCCCUUGUGUGGUCCUCAAUUACAUGUUUCAUUGUAAAGCUCCUAUAAAAAAAACAUCAGUGCGGUGCUCUUUUUCCCGUGAGUCCUCUUACACUAAACUGGUACGGUCAUUGGGUGGUUUAUGUUUGCUGAACAUAGUCUGUAUAAUCUGAAGACGUAUAAAUCUUACUUACUGCCUUUCAA